AUGGCUGUCCCCAACACCUACGGGCUGAUUUUUGCCUCUACCUGCGGAGUGAUUCUGGGCAUUGGGCUUUGUGCCAACCUGCUUGUCUUCUCUCUGUUUGCCAAAUACAACACUCUGCGUAAGAACCGACUCGACAUCCUCCUUCUCAGCAUGACUCUGGCCGACUUCCUCACCCUCCUGCUCAUCCCCUUCACUCUGCAUUCUGCUGUAAGUCACUCCUGGCCUCUGGGUGACACCUCCUGCAAAGUCUACCAGUUUCUCCUUGCCUUUAGCCUGGCCGCCAGCACCUACUCCCUGUGUGCCGUGUCCAUGACCCGUGCCAUGAUCAUCACCAACCCGUACCAGCCACCUACGAUGGACCUGGUCAUCCUUAUGUUUAUACUUGUCUGGGCCCUCAGCUUCUUCAUCAGCUUGCCCCUGCGUAUGUUUGCCAACAAAGACAGCCUGGGCCCGACCUUGGCAAACUUUACCUUCUGCCUCCCAACUAUUCAUGAUCACCACUACCAAGUGGUCCUGAGCCAGUUUGUACUUUACUACUUUGUCCCAAUGCUGGUCAUUGCCUUCAACUAUGUUCGGCUGGCUCUCUUUCUCCACAAGAGCCCGGUGAUGUCUGUGUCCAGUGCAAGGAAUACACGCCGUGCCAAUGUAAUGGUGUUUUUGGCUGCUGCUACUUUCUCAGUGUGCUGGUUGCCUGGUUAUGUGCUGGAGCUGUGUGUGUACCUGGGUUUGUAUCGCCACGGACAAGCUUGGGAGAUGUUUUACUUUGUCUGUACUGUGCUACAGUACCUGCAUCCCUGCAUCAACCCUGUGCUCUAUGUGCUGCUGUCAAAGCGCUACCGCCACACGAGGGCAGCCUGGCUCUUCAACUGCAACAGGAACAGAGUGCAGCCACAGGUCAUCAGUGUCACUACAGACAGCUUUUAA
This is a messenger RNA of Notolabrus celidotus (New Zealand spotty), 924 nucleotides long. RefSeq names its product galanin receptor 2a. Lineage: Eukaryota; Metazoa; Chordata; Actinopteri; Labriformes; Labridae. The coding region runs from base 1 to 924 and encodes 307 amino acids. Gene Ontology annotation, cellular component: membrane. The record is from RefSeq and is a predicted model, not a curated record. Gene Ontology annotation, biological process: G protein-coupled receptor signaling pathway. The transcript has a single exon. Gene Ontology annotation, molecular function: G protein-coupled receptor activity.